AAAAGAUCUUCGUGCACAGCGUGCUCAACGCAUCAUAGCAUGGACUUGGACGCCAUCCCCAUCCCACCCUCAUCACCCAUUUAAUAAAGAAGCGCACCACCAGCGCCAUCGCUAGCCCCAUCCGAUAACAAACAAAUUUCCCUCAAUCUAGCCCGGAAACUCCUCGACACUUCUUCUCGUGUUCUUUCUCGUAUUCUUCCUCGCAUUCUGCCCCUUCCUCGCCCGCCGAUCCCUCCGCUCGAGCUUCGUAUCAGUCUCGAACAUAGUAUAACGGAGACGCGAACAUGCGUUAUCGCCUUUAGCUCGCGGGAAAGCGUUGCCUCAUUGUGACCGUUCCCAUCAUGCGUCGCACUGCUGUCGCUCUUCUCGCUGCCCUCACUGUUGCCAGUGCUUUCCGUGCGCUCGAUGCUCUCGAUGCUCUCGCUGCUUGCGGUGCUGCCGGUACGCUCGCUGCACUCACUGCGCGCACUAUACCCGCUGUUCCCGCUGCAGGUCGUGGUAUUCGCUCUCGCUGUUCUGAUGGUAGUCGCUCUCGCUCUCGCCCUCGCUUGCAGCGUGUUCAAUUGCCGCUUCAAUGUACUCGCCCCUACUAUCCUCGCUGCUCUCACUGCUACCGCGAUGCUCGCCCUCGCUUGCAGCGUACUCAAUCGCCAUUUCCACGUCCUCCCUCCGAGCAUUCCGGCUGCUCUCACCGUGCGCGCGUCCGCAAUCUCCAUCCUGACUUUCGCUCCCGCGCUCACUCUUAGGGUCCUCGCUCCUGCUACGGUAA
Baudoinia panamericana UAMH 10762 is the source of this 769-nucleotide messenger RNA. RefSeq lists its product as uncharacterized. Lineage: Eukaryota; Fungi; Ascomycota; Dothideomycetes; Mycosphaerellales; Teratosphaeriaceae. Bases 342 to 746 code for a protein of 134 amino acids. The record is from RefSeq and is a predicted model, not a curated record. The transcript has a single exon.